Messenger RNA from Diabrotica balteata, 1089 nucleotides. The record is from the annotation of a GenBank genome assembly. Lineage: Eukaryota; Metazoa; Arthropoda; Insecta; Coleoptera; Chrysomelidae.
AUGCCCACUAGAGGCGAAACAACAUCUCCAACAGAAGGUUUUGAAGCAACCUCUAUCCUUCACACCACAACGAAACCUGCACGAAGAAAACGAAUGGAGCGUUCAAUGAACAACAAUGGUUCGAUUUCAACUGCCAUAUCAGCCCAGGCUGAUUUUAUUCUACACAAUAACAAUAAUUUGAAGAAUGAAAGACUGAGUCCGAUUACACCGGAUACUUCCAGUAGAUCUAGAUCUAUUACUCCUAGCUCUUCUUCGCAUCCCGAUACUCCCCCAACACAAGAAAAUCCAAUGCUAGCAGGAAGAAAUUACAGUGACUUUAUGAGAAGCUUAGCUGCAAAGUAUAAUAAUACGAAUCCAAAUGACUAUUUUAAUGCCGCAAGAAAUGGUUUUCCGCCACCCAUCGAUCCCAGAUUCAAGCCAGCCUUUCCCAGUCUUCUUCCUAUCACACCACAAAACAAAGAGAAUGAUGCAAGUAAUAAGAGGCCGGAUUUUUCUGUCAUGAAUCCCUUUAGCAACGUAACGGGAGCUGCUAUGUUCCCACCUCUAAUUGAUAUGUCAUCGACACAAACUUUGAUGGCAUUAGUGAAGACCGCCAAGGAAGCUGAGCUACAGGGUUUACUUAAAAACAUCAAACGUCCAGAGUCCUCCUCCCCUUUAGAUCUCUCCGCCGCUGCACCUCCUGCGAAAAGGCCACGAACCAAAACUCCUCUAGGAGGUAGCCCGAGAAGUAGUCCGACAGGUGCUGGCUGUUCUGUGACGAGAAUUCCCAAAAGGUCAGAAAGUGAAAGCCCCAAAUUACAUGAAGACAUCUCAAACUGGUCCGUUGAUGAUGUGUGUAACUUCAUAUCAAGUAUUGAUAUUUGCGCAGAGUAUACACAGCUAAGAUAUCCAGAAUAUGUACAAGACACUGAUCCUCAAGCAGUUCGUUUGGCUGAUAUUUUAUUUCCCGGUGAUGGUUUCCAAAGAAAUCUCAGAAGUAACAGUAAAAACCGAUACCAAGGAAAACGUGGCAGCAAGUGUUUCUUUAAUGCUAGUAAUUUAAAAGCUCUUGAAGCAGUAGGACAAGCAGAUCAGAGAAGACUUAAUUAG